GGUAUUUCAAACUCUAUAAAUACUGAAUGAAUGGAUUUCUAGAGUCAUAAGAAGUAAUCCUGAAAAACGAUCAACAUGUACUCCCGGAGUGCAACGUUGGUUCUUGUCUUCAUCUUCUGUGCAGCGCCAGCGGUAUGGAGUGGUUAUGGAAGUUCAGGUCAUAAAGGUGGCGGCGGUGGUGGCGGCAGCGGUGGCGGCGGCGGUGGCGGUGGCGGCGGUGGUAGUUGGUCAGGUGGUGGAGGAGGAAACAAUCUCAAGUGUUACGACUGCCACAGUGGUUCCGCAAGUUAUACUUACAAAGAUUGUCCGGUCAAUGGAAAUUUGAACGGCCAGAACUUAGCAACUAUCAACUGCGAUGGUUUGUGUUUCUCAAGAACGAGCAAAUGGGAGAAAGGUGUUAUCUACAGGGGAUGUUCAUCAGCUUUCCCCAACUUACCAAGUAACCUGAAACCUGGAUGUAUCGAUUUUAAAGGUGAAUCGUGGUGCAUGUGUUCGAACGAUCUUUGCAACACUGAUGACAUGGGCAGCUACAUACAUGGUGGCGGCGGCGGAGGUGGAAGUGGCGGAGGCUCAUGGGGCGGUGGUGGCGGUAAAGGUGGUAAUGGUGGAGGAGGAAAAGGUGGAAAUAAUGGAGGUGGAUCGUGGGGUGGUGGUGGUGAUGGAUCGUGGGGAGGUGGUGGAUCGUGGGGUGGUGGUAGUGGUGGAUCAUGGGGUGGUAACGGAGGUGGUGGCAGUGGGUCAAAGGGUAGUCACGGAGGCGGUGGAAGUGGAUCGUGGGGCGGAAACGGAGGUGGAGGAAGUGGGUCAAAGGGUGGUCAUGGAGGCGGUGGAUCGUGGGGUGGUGGCAGUGGGUCAAAGGGUAGUCACGGGGGCGGUGGAAGUGGAUCUUGGGGUGGUAACGGAGGUGGUGAUAGCGGAUCAUGGGGUGGCGGAGGAAAAGGUGGAAAUGGAGGAGGUGGCUCGUGGGGAGGUAGCGGUUCAUGGGGUGGUGGAGGCAGCGGAAGCGGUGGAAGUAGUGGAGGCGGUGGAAGUAGUGGAGGCGGCGGAAGUAGUGGAGGCGGCGGAAGCAUUGGUGGAAGUUACGGACGUUAACGAAGAUGACGUAAGCCAUAACACGCCUUCAAUCUCAAAGACUUCAGGAACUGUCUUCAGCUUUCUUCAAUAUUUUCUGCCUGAGAAACUCUUCUCUGGUCUUUCAUCUGUUAAUAAAAUUUCAAACUGAC
Messenger RNA from Octopus sinensis (East Asian common octopus), 1223 nucleotides. Its product is annotated as glycine-rich protein DOT1-like. Lineage: Eukaryota; Metazoa; Mollusca; Cephalopoda; Octopoda; Octopodidae. The transcript has 3 exons. The record is from RefSeq and is a predicted model, not a curated record. Bases 76 to 1092 code for a protein of 338 amino acids.